UUACGUCAACAGUACCGUAGUUCAAAGAGCAGCGCGCACAACUUUUCAUUUAGCCACACCCUUUACAUUGAAGAGAGAGGAUGUUAUUGGUUGGCAUCAUAGUUUAAACGGAAAUGAACAGUGGCCAACAACAAUUUCCACGUUAGCGUUUUUACGGUUUUUAUUUAGACCUUUUCUGAACACCAUAGGACUCAAAUUAUGACGUUUAACUGCACAACAUCGCAUACGUACCCCGGGUAUUGUUUAAUUCGCGUUGGAGACAGGACUUGGUUGACAGAUGUUAUCUAGGUAACCCUAGCUAGCUAGGUGCUAACAAUGGAGAACUGUAUGGUUUUUCACACUCAAAUAGCCUCGAUCUUGGAGGUGCUAGCGAAUGCAGCCGUGGCAGAUAUCUGUAAACUCGUAGAAGACGACUAUGCAGUGUUUCGUUUGGAAAUUUCUCAAAGCCAGAAAGAAAACGGGGCAUUGCGGAGGAAACUGCAUCUUUUGGAACUGAAGGUGGCACGAGAGCGCGUCCUCGCCAGUCGUCCCAGUAGUGUCAAGAUCGUCGACGGAUACAGAGGAAUGUCAAGAGGUGAAGGAAAUCUCACUGGAGGCCACAGGAGCUUUGUGAAGCCAGCGGUACACCAUACAUGGAGAGAUGACCAACCGAUCACGGUUGAUGAGGGUAGUGGAACCUCAACCCAGCACGUUAUCGUGAUAGAGUCUGCAGAUGCAGAGGCUACAGGUCCUGGGGUCAAGCUGGAGAAGACUGAAGGAGAGGUGGAAACACGGCAAAGAAGCGACAUCCAGACUGGAGCUCAUCCUGUAGCCACAAAGGACCCCACCAUCGCCCCAGCGCCGCCCAGAACCCGACGCAGCAUCACAGAGGAGGAGGAGGGUCCAGAGGUGCUGCUGGUGAAGGAGGAGGGUCUGGGGAACCCUGAGGGAACCAUGGUCAUGGAGGACAACCAGACUACACCACCUCCUGAACCCACAGAGGACCCAGCUGAGCAACACAGGACCACACACAGUAUCACUGAGUCAGUAGAGAUGGAAGAUGGGAAGCCUGAUCUGCUGCUGGUCAAAGAGGAGACAAUAGAAGACAGACCAGAGGGCAUUGAUCUGCUGAGUGGAAUAAAGAGGGGGGAGCAAGGUGGUUGGCUGGAGGCUAACAGAGAUUGGGCGGCCGUCUUGGAUUCCCAGACCGGUGCUGCCAAAGGCCCAGGGGACAACAUCACUAAGCAGGCCAGGACCAGAGGUGACAUAGUGGAGUCUGCAGUCCAUGAUGAUCUGCUGAUAUCCGGUGUUGCUGGUGGGAGAGACUGGACCUCUGAGGCAGCUGGUCACAAACCCUGGCCCUGGAUCAGAACCCUGGAUCAGGAGCCAUCACGCUUUCUUCCCGAUUCGGAACUAGGACCGAAACACGAGGGACAAAGACUCCACCACCACAUAGAACACAACCAGUGGACAGAUGGACUGAACCACCUCAGUCCUGGUGGUCAUCAGAGAGACAGAGGCUCCAGUCAGGGAUCCAGUCUGCAGCACAGACCCUUCUCUUCACAUUCUCAGUGCAGGGAUGGAGCAGGACCUGGGGCUGAUAGAGAUAGACCCUCCUGUUCCUAUGAUACAAACACCACAGUAUCCAUUAUGAACAGAGCAGGUCACCCUGGGCUUCAGCCUUCAGAGAGAGUAGUGGGAGACCCAUCUGGUGGUAGUCUAUCAGCAAGUCUGUCUUCUCCUUCAGGGUCUCAUCUAAUGCCUGGUGACUGGGUUCAUAGAAGGUCUGGACCUGGGUCUAGCCUUCCUCAGUUACCUCAGGUUUAUCCCACCAAUACAGACAGGGUCAUGAUGGGCAUUCACCCCAAGAGGUACCUAGCCUAUAACACAGAACACAAUCCCAACAACACCCAAACAAUGGCUAGAGGUCAAGGAGGGAGCUCAAAGACUAACCACCUGACGGUGGUGGCUCCUGCUUCUACCUCUGGUGUUAUUGGCUCACAACGUGGGAGGCCAAGUGUUAGGUCGGAUGCAGACAAGCCGCACGCAUGCCCCACAUGUGGGAAGCGUUUCACUGAGGCAAACUAUGUGAAGAGGCACCAGACAGUUCACACCAAGGAGAGGCCCUUUAAGUGCAAACUGUGUUACAAGAGCUUCGCCUUCCUGAGUAACCUUAUCAGACAUAGGAGUGUCCACAAUGGGAAGAAAUUGUAGCAUUGUGGCUUGAGAUGUCCACAGGGCAUAUCUGGGAACCAUUUUUUAGUUGACAUAAUAUAAUUAUCGUGUGAAGUGUCUUGGGGCAAGAGGUUAAUUAAUCACAUACCCCUCAACCCUUUGUUAACUGUGUAAAUAACUGUUUCUAGAGAGAAAGUAAACCUAGACUAGAACAAGGACAGUUGAAUAUUUACCUUACUGAGGUGAUGUAGAUGGGAUAAAGUUGUUCUAUUAUUUUCUACUCUAUUCUUGCUAACAUGCUGUUCUUUCUAAACAAGUCUGCUCUCAGCUUGAAAUAUACUGAUCAUAGGAGAUUUGAUACUAAGCAGUGCCGUAUUUCAAAGAACAGUGCGCACACCUUUUUUGUUUAAACACCCCCUUUGAGCUAUGACGCCAACCAAAAAAUACCCUCUUCUUCAGUGUAAACGGAAUCGCUGUGUGUAUUAACUGUAGGGGUAGCCAUGUUGCUGGAGAUCAGAAGUGUCCAAUGAGAGAAUGGCAGGUUGAGGUUGCCAGAGUUGGUGUAGUACAGAAGGUGCGUAUGCUAAGGUAGUGAAGAGAGUAGUUGAGGAAGAUCCAGGGCGAGGGAUCCUCAUAGGUUCCCUAUGAGUAGGCCGAAGUUAAUAGAGAAUCCAUAGAGAGUGAUAAGAAUAACGUGUGCUUCAGUUAGCUUUGCUUCUUAGCGUUCAUUGAAAUGGGAUCUAAAUCAAAGAAAAUAUAUUUUGUGACAGCUGCAGAGAAGAAAUUUACAUGUUUUUACUGCACACGAUUUACAAGGUGUGUUGAACGAUAGUGUUCCAUCCUCCCAGGCAGCCGGCCUGGUAUAGGAUCAGAUGGGGCCAAAGUGGUGGAAUAGUGAAGUUUUAGGUUAUUUAUUUAUUUGUGUUUUUUUUUAUAAAUAUGAAGUUUAAUUUUUUAAAAUUAUUAAACAGUAACAUACAGAAAACAGAACAGCCAGAGGGAUUACACAAAUAAAUAAUAAUACAAAUCCACAUUAUAUCAAAUCAAAUACAAACAUGUACUGAAUACAUUGACAUUUUGUUUGGCAUACGUUUGAAUGAUUCUAAAUAUUUUUCCAAAUCAGAUUUUUCUUUAUAAACAUUGAAUUUGUAUGAAAAAUAUUCUAAAUAAAAUAGAGAUUUAUGACAUACUGACA
Messenger RNA from Oncorhynchus gorbuscha (pink salmon), 3349 nucleotides. RefSeq lists its product as uncharacterized. The transcript has 8 exons. Bases 316 to 2193 code for a protein of 625 amino acids. Gene Ontology annotation, cellular component: nucleus. Lineage: Eukaryota; Metazoa; Chordata; Actinopteri; Salmoniformes; Salmonidae. The record is from RefSeq and is a predicted model, not a curated record.